Aureobasidium pullulans EXF-150 is the source of this 1293-nucleotide messenger RNA. RefSeq names its product PLP-dependent transferase. Gene Ontology annotation, biological process: biosynthetic process. The coding region runs from base 1 to 1293 and encodes 430 amino acids. The transcript has 2 exons. Gene Ontology annotation, molecular function: pyridoxal phosphate binding. The record is from RefSeq and is a predicted model, not a curated record. Lineage: Eukaryota; Fungi; Ascomycota; Dothideomycetes; Dothideales; Saccotheciaceae.
AUGGACGUGGAAAAGAAAACAGCCUCCAAAGGCUUUGUGUCAAGCCCGCCGCGGUCUCAUCUGGAAAACAGCCUUGCCCUCGCCUUAUCACGGCGUCGACAAGCUUCAACACUUCGCAAUCUGACACUUCCCUCUUCCAAUGCCAUCGACUUCAGCUCAAACGACUUUCUCUCGCUCUCCAGCUCUUCUGCCUUACGAAAUCUCUAUCUUCGCGAAUUGACUGCUCGCCCUGACUUUCCUCUCGGCAGUGGCGGCUCAAGGCUACUCGACGGCAACAGCAAAUAUGCCGAAGCACUGGAGAGAGACAUUGCAGCCUUCCACGGCGCAGAAGACGGCUUGUUGUGUAAUUCCGGCUUCGACGCAAAUGCAGGACUGUUCUCGGUUCUAGCACAACCCGGUGACAUCGUGGUCUACGAUAGCUAUAUCCACGCCAGUGUACACGAUGGCAUGAGGGGAAGCCGUGCAGGAGCCAACUUUGCUUUUGUACACAACUCAAUUACGGAUCUGCGAUCGGUGCUAGAGAGGUGUAUCAAAUCCGAUGAGAAGUUCAGAUCUGGUCAUCGUAACAUUUUUAUUGCAGUCGAGGCAAUUUACAGCAUGGACGGUGACGUUGCACCGUUAAAGGGAAUUGUUGAGGCAGUAACCGAGUUGUUACCCAAUGGUAAUGGACAUAUCAUCGUAGACGAAGCACACUCUACAGGUGUGUUGGGUCCUCAAGGCAGAGGCUUAGUCUCUGCACUUGGCCUCGAGGACAGAAUCACCAUCCGGUUACAUACAUUCGGCAAGGCGAUGGCUUGCAAUGGUGCCAUCAUCCUCUGUAGUCCGCUGAUAAAGCACUACCUUAUCAACUACGCUCGGCCACUUAUUUACACGACCUUUUUAUCCUUCCCAGCACUCGCUGCUAUCCGAGCUGCUUACACAUUCUUGUCCACCGACAACACCACCGCACUCGCUGCACACCUCUUCGGCCUCAUCACUCUUUUACACGAAAGAUUAUUCGUGCUUACCUCGAGCUUACCACAACAUCAACGUCACCUUCUUCAAGUAUUAGAAGAAUGCCCACCAUCACCGAUAUUCUCGGUCCUCAGUUCGGACCCACGCGGUCUUGCGAAAUUUUGUCAGGAGAAGAAUUUUGUGGUCAGACCUAUUGUACCACCGACUGUGCCUUUAGGUUCCGAGCGUAUCCGAGUGUGCUUGCAUGCAGGAAACACAAAGGAAGAAGUCGAGGCAUUGGUAGCAAGAAUUACUACCUGGGUAGAGGGCAAGACUAGAUUAACGAGUUCAAAGCUAUAG